Molecule: messenger RNA, 1451 nt
Organism: Prunus persica (peach)
Lineage: Eukaryota; Viridiplantae; Streptophyta; Magnoliopsida; Rosales; Rosaceae
Product: protein FAM133A
Exons: 3
Coding region: 276-1280 (334 amino acids)
Source: RefSeq, a predicted model, not a curated record
GGCCCCAACGGCCAACGCGUAGACGUUUCUGGAAAGCCAAAAGUCAAGCCCUAGCUCUCUUCCAAGGCCACGAAUUACGUCCUUCGAUCUCUCUCUCUCUCUCUCUCUCUCUCUCUCUCUCUCUCUCUCAUCUUGCAGGCAGUUUGGAAGUAGACCUGCAGCUGUGGGCUGUUGAGGCUGGACUUUGGUCUUUUGAGCUGUGGGUUUUCUCCGGAUAAGAUGUACUUCCGGUCAUCAUACAAACAUGCAGAUAUUGUGCUGGUUUUUAUAUCUAAAUGGAUACCAGGAGGUUCAUGCAACUGGUUGAGGAGAAGAAGAAAAGAGCUUUGGAGAAGAAAGAAGCCCCUUUGAAAUGGGAGCAGAAACUAGAAGCUGCUGCCAAGGCAAAAGCUGAUGCUGAAGCCAAAGAGAGGAAGCUGAAAUCUUCAAAGCAUAAGAGAAGAUCUGUGUCAGUUUCUGAUAAUGAUAGUGACACUGACAGCAGUGAUGGUAGAAGAAAGUCAAGUAAAAGAACUCACAAAAAGCACAAGAAGCACGCUCACUCAGAUACAAGUGACAGUGAGAAGAGGAAGGAGAAGAAAUCCAAGAGAAAGCCAAAGAGACAUUCUUCAAGCUCAAGUGAUGAAGGCAGUGAUGAAUAUGAGAGUGAUUACGAAGGAAAUAGGAAGAGGAAGAAGCGAAACCACAAAAGGCACAGACAUCAUGAUUCUAGAUCAGACUCUGGUGCUUCCAAUUCUUCCAGUGAUGAUGAUAUUGAGACAGUCAAGAGAAGUCAUUCGAAGCACCACAGGCGCCAUCAGAGGUCAGAUUCAGAUUCUUCUGGUUCUUACAGUGAUGAGGAUGAGAGAAGAAUCCGAAGGGGUCAUUCUAAGCACCACAAACGCCACCGACAGUUGAGAUCCCUUUCUCCUGAUUCUUCAAGUUAUGAGGAUGGUGAUGUUAGAAGGAAAAGGCACGCAAAACACCGUAAACGUCAUAGGCGAUCAAGAUCACCUAGUGUUGAUUCUAGGUCAGCAGACUCUGAUUCCCACUUACACGACAGAAGGAGCAGAUCUUUAGGAAAGUCAUCAGAUGAUAACCAUGACGAAGCAGGUAAACAGUUGAGGCACAAGAGAAGUGGCCACCAUUGCCAUCAUCACCACAAACAUCGUUACCAUCACUUAGAUGAGGACAGAGAUCCUGAGCCCAAUGGAAAGCACAUAGAAGAUGCUAAAGGAAAUGCAACUGAUAACAACUACAAUGAUGCCCACGAGGAUAAAAUUAGUAGGCUUAUCUUUUAAAAUGCGGGUUAGCACUUCAGUGUAUUGGUCUUGUUUACUUUGUUUCAAUUCUUGAUUGCAGAAAACUAAAUUGUGUAACGUUGCCUGAAUUUGUACCCUAACUUGUCACUUGAAUUGAGAUGCCUGUUCUUUCUUAACAUAUUCCAAUAACGAGUUGGAUUUUAUUUGAAA